Molecule: messenger RNA, 1182 nt
Organism: Cyclospora cayetanensis
Lineage: Eukaryota; Apicomplexa; Conoidasida; Eucoccidiorida; Eimeriidae
Exons: 4
Coding region: 1-1182 (393 amino acids)
Source: RefSeq, a predicted model, not a curated record
AUGCCUGGAGAAGAUAUCGUCAUCGCGCUACAUUUGGUGCACUGCCCGCCUAACCCUACAGCCAAGCACGAAGUCCAAACCGCCUACGCCAAUCCUCUACCUAGCCUUUUCGUGUCGUCAACUUCUUUCGAAAGCCAAUUAUUGCCUUCGAGUUCUAUGUUAGAGACUAAGUGGCCACGGUACAAGGCACGACAACCUCCUGUAAGUCUCUGUGGAGGUUCCAAGGCCGAAAGACGACAAGUCGCACAAGCUGUCGCCUCUGUCAUUCUUCUGAGGGUUUUCGAUGGUGCGCUUCGCACCUUGGAUGCCUUGGGAAGCCCCAAGUUCAUGGGCCAGCUGGAGACUGAAACAAGCCAGCAUGGCCCGCACGUUACAGCAGUGAAACCGCCACAGCAGCACAUGGGGAGCUCAAGAGAUCACCCUGGCGAAACAACAGCACAGCAGUCCUCCUUUAGCUCAGCAGAGUCAAUAUCACGGAUGACUGGGGGGAAACCAACAGCGGCAAUCUCCCAUUCAACCACAGCGACGGCCGAAACAACCAGUGCAGGACACCCACCCGCAGGCACCACAGCAGGCACUCAACAACAACACGUCGGCCCUUUAGGGGCCCCUAAACACCCCAGUCAUCCAGGGGCGCUGCAAAGGGCCUUGCAGACCACAUUUGCCGAACGUGUGAAAUCAUUCUUCCGACAACAGCAACACUCCAGGGUGCUGCAUUUCCUAGAUGGAGGGCCUACCGCUUUCGGAGGAAUCGCUGCCUCGGGGAGCGUCCGCAGGCCGAGAGCAGCAGCAGACUACAACCGCAGGACGGAGCACCCCGUUGAGGCCCUUGAUGAUCAGUGUGCUGCAGCUGCAAAAGCAGCCGCUGCUGCGUCAGAUCGCGUUGUAUCUCUCUUUUUUACAGGAGUCUCGAGUCUCUGCUUCGUCGUCGAGACAGCCAAACCCCUGGCAGUAUCCUCACCAGCAGCAGCUGCACUAGAAGCACCAGCAGGAAAAGCACACGAGGCUUGGGAGCAUUUUGCAGCUGGUUCCCCAGUGGCUGCGCAUUGUGUCUGCGCAUCCAUCACCGCACUUGGAAGCCCCUCCAAAGUCCCCUCGAGAGCAACAGCCAGAGGGGUGGCAGCGGUGUGCCCAUCAGCCCCCGCAAAGGCAAGAAAGCAGCAACGACGAGGACGCCCCUAA